CUUGAAUAAGGUUAAACUCAAGCGAUUCGUCCCCAAUCCGACUUCUCGUUAUCUGUUUACAGGCCGACUUGUUGUUUCCAACCUCUUGAGUACAUACACAUAUUUAUUAACACUACCAGCGCGAUUAAUUUGUUAUUUUUAUUAUUUAACACUGCGAUGUAACUAACUUACGGGACGAAUUCGCAAACCUGGCCAAAAUGGUCGUGGCGCAGUCGGAAAUAUGCUCCCUGGCCGAUGUCAUCUUCGUGAUAGAAGGGACAGGACUCAACGGGGCGUAUCUCAACGACAUCAAAACCAACUACAUCAUUCCGACUUUAGAAUAUUUCAAUCAAGGUAAUCUAGAGGAAAGGGAAUUCAUAAGUGAGAGCACCAGUGCACUAUAUGGCAUAGUUAUUUACCAUGCAGCAGACCGACUGCCAAGUCCCAGUACAGAAAUUUAUGGGCCAUAUUCAAAUCCCCAUAAAAUACUUCAGCUUUUAGAUAAAAUAGAGCUUGUUGGCGGGAGGGCCGAGUCUCAUGCAAACGUUGCAGAAGGUCUAGCAUCUGCUUUGGUAUGCUUGGAAGAUCUGAUCCUGCGGAGGGAAGUUGGCCUAACUCCUCAGAAACACUGCAUUUUAAUAUGCAACUCUCCUCCAUAUCUUAUGCCAGUUAUGGAAAACCAAUCGUUCAUCGGAAACAGUGCGGAACAAUUGGCUACAAUUUUAAACGAGAAAUCCAUACACCUUUCGAUUAUUUCACCGAGGAAGAUACCUGCUAUGUACAAACUGUUUGAAAAAGCUGGUGGCGAUCUGACUGCAUCCCAAACCAAAAAUUACGCCAAAGAUCCUCGACAUUCCGUCCUCUUGAAGGGCUAUAGUUUAAAGGAAAGGCCAUUGAGCCCAACAUUAAGUAACAUCAAUGUUGCACCACUGCCUAGUCCCAUUCAAUCCCAUGGAAGUCCCAUAGCGCCAGGUGCACCACCUCAAACUACACAACAAAGUCAGCCACAAGCUCAGCUUAUUCCAGGUGCAGCAAACCCUGCUGGAGUUGUCACUGCAACAACCCCAGGACAAGCGGGAGCUGGCCGAGGUUUUCCUCCAGCAUACAGCGUGCGUCCACCUAGCUCAAGGUGGCCCAUGAUGCCUCCUCAAGGGCCUAGGUACAGCACACCUGGUUCAGCAUUGAUCGAACAGCUUACACGUCCACCAACAUCUGUGCCACCGCAGUUUAAUAAUUCACCUAGUAUGAAUCAGACAGCAGGUAUGAAUUCACAAAUGGUCCAACAGCAACCGCAGCAAGUCCAGCAGCCCCAGACUGUCCCGCAGCAGUCCCAGUUGAGGAUGCUGGGUUGCAACCAGAAUGUCAUGGGGCAGGCCAACUUAGGCCAACCGCAGCAAAAUGUCCUUCCUCCCAGUACUCAAGCGAUAAUGGGUCAACAACAGAACGUCCCGAUCGUCAUGCCAGCCGGAGGUUUACUUCCAAAUCAAAUAACUCCAACUUCGGUAAUGCAACAACAGGCUCCUACUGUUCAGACAAUCGCUCAACCCCAGCAGCAACCUACACAAGGGUCAAGGGAGAGGAGAACAAUAUGGCAAGGUAUACUUGAGUGGAUAGACAAAAAGAUGCCAGCUGAUGCCCAAAAAGUCCCUCGACAAGUACCAGUUUCUGUAUCUGCAGCUGCUAAGGAUGGUGAACCAGAACUCAAAACAGAUGUUUGGCCUUCUAAACUAUUUAUGCAGUUAAUGCCGAGGCAGUUAAUAGGCAAUAUUGGAGGGUCUUAUCUCAAAAACUCCAAAUCUGUGCUAUUCCAUCUUCAGCCUUGUGAAGCAUUAGAAGCACUAACAAAAAUCAUGAGCACAGGAUUUGCGGGAUGCAUACAUUUCUCAGGUGCCGGUAUGGAUUUAAAAGUAAUGAUUGUUCUUUACACUACAGACAGAAGGGCUUUUCUUGGUUUUGUACCAAACGAUCAGCCAGCAUUUGUUGAUCGACUGAGAAAAAUUAUUCAGCAUCAGAAAAUGAGCAAUGCCCAUAGGCAAAUGAAUGUACAUCAGGCUGGUCAAGUUCAGCAGGCCCCUGGUCUUGUUCCACAGGGAAAUCCACAAACAUCAAUGCCCGGAAUGCUACAGCAGACUCCUUUCUCCCAGCAACAGACUCAGCCCAUAACAUCUGCUUUGGGUGGAGCAACAGUCGGACAACCCACGGGACAAAUGAUGGGGACAGUACAAGGAGAUCAGUCUCAGCAACAAGGAACUAGCCAGGCUGGGCCGUAUAAUACGCAACUUGUCGAAGCACGACAAGAAAACCUCGUCAAAAUCCAAAAGCUUAGACAAACGCUAGAGGCAGCUCAACAACAGGAACUCCAGUUCAAGAAUCAGUUUGAGAUAAUGAAUCAGAUGAAAAUGCAGCCAAUGCAAGAUACUGUUGGAAUGCAUCCUGGCCAAACCCAAGAUCAAUUUAAAGCUCAACUUGAGUUGAACCUCGGCUUACAGCAAGAGCAACAGAAGCAACUCAGAGCACAAUUACAACACAUGCAACAGCAGCAGCAGCAGCAACAACAACAACAACAACAGCAGCAGCAGCAGGUGCAGCAACAACAACAACAGCAACAGAUGAGAGGUAUGGCCCCGGUGGCUCAACAAGCACAAGGGCAGCAAAGGCUAAUGAGGCCAGCGCUUUCAAACAACCCCGGACUUAGGCAUCUAUUGCAACAGCCACAAUACAGGAUGAAUAUGCAACAGCAGAUGCCACGGGCGGGAAUGCCGACACAGCAGGGCCAACCAAACGCAGGACAGCAGCCGCAAUUCGACGAUGUCACCUCAUAUGAUUUUUUGGGCUAGGUUUUUAUCUUAUGUCGUCGUUUGUAUUUUUUAUUUUAAAAUAUCUUCCUGGAGCACAUUGUCCAACUGCCUUGGAUCAUCACCAAUGAGUUUUUAAUUAGAUAAUUUGUCGACUUACGCCAUCUCUGGCGUGUAGGUUUAGGCUGUUAAACUGUCAUCUGACAACAUACAACCUCUGUACUUUGUACAAGCUCUUUUUUCUUUUUUCAAUUUUUUGUUGUACUUUAAAUUUAAUCUAUUUAUUUAUACACUAUCAAAUGUGUAAAUUAUUAUUGAUUUAUUGAUUUUGUACAUAAUAAAGAUGGUCGUUAUACUUUUUGUA
Messenger RNA from Cimex lectularius (bed bug), 3138 nucleotides. It is a transcript of the gene MED25, whose product is annotated as mediator of RNA polymerase II transcription subunit 25. Bases 198 to 2816 code for a protein of 872 amino acids. The record is from RefSeq and is a predicted model, not a curated record. Gene Ontology annotation, biological process: positive regulation of transcription by RNA polymerase II. The transcript is spliced from 19 exons. Lineage: Eukaryota; Metazoa; Arthropoda; Insecta; Hemiptera; Cimicidae. Gene Ontology annotation, cellular component: transcription regulator complex; mediator complex.